AAAACGACCCUGACUCGUGUUUGUUGCUCUUUCUUUUUAACUCUUUUGUCCCCUACAGUUUCUCCAUUAUUGAGCUUCAAGCUGACUCAUCAGAGCUAACGUUCUCCUUCAAGUUUUCCUCUAGGCUGAAAGAUUCUUUUUCUGUGAUUAUUUUUCCUACUCGCCAUUCUCUUUCCAUUGGGUGCUUCCUAUGAUGUUAAUGGAAUCCAAACUGGCUAGAUUUUAGGCUUUCACGCUUUCCGUAUAAGCUUGCCUGUUGUAAUUAUUAUAUUAAAACUAUUAAACCUCUGUCUCUCUCUCUCUGUUUUCUCCGCUUGCUGUAGAUUUACUCCAUUGGUUCCAACGUCCCAACUCCUUUGUCUCUCCCUAUACUUCAGUACCAACACGCUCUUUCGAUACCCUUUUCUCCAUAGUUGUCUUUUGAUCUUUUUCUUUUUGCUAGUUGAAUUCAAGAUGGCUUCAAUCACUAACGCGGCUCAUACUUUGGUAACAAAUUCUCGGUUUUCUUCUCUAUAUUUAUCGACAAACAAAGUUUUGCCUAGUUGUCUUUUGCUCAAGACUCGACCAUCAGCUUCUUCAAGGGCCUCGGGCCUUGCGAUUUCACCUUUACCGGACAAAAACAAAGCUUGGGUUCCUGUAGGGUUCUCUGGCAAGCCUUUGACAUUGCCUGGUUGGAAUCAGACCUUGAGGCGGCGGGGCCAAGUUGAGUUCCCGGUCGCUGCAGCUGCUGCGGCUGCUGAUGGUGGUGAAAUUGAGAUUUCUGAUGGGUAUGCAAAGCCUUCAAAGAGUUUUGCAGAGAGAUUUCCUGCUUUGGUCACUGGUUUUUUCUUCUUUAUGUGGUACUUCUUAAAUGUAAUCUUCAACAUACUCAACAAGAAGGUCUACAAUUAUUUCCCAUAUCCAUAUUUCGUUUCAGUUAUACAUCUGGUAGUUGGAGUGGUCUAUUGUCUUGUCUGCUGGGCUGUUGGCCUGCCCAAAAGAGCUCCAAUUGAUAAGGAGCUCUUGGUGCUAUUGACUCCUGUUGCAUUCUGCCAUGCCCUUGGACAUGUCAUGUCCAAUGUAUCAUUUGCAGCUGUUGCUGUGUCCUUCACUCACACUAUUAAAGCCCUGGAGCCAUUCUUUAACGCUGCAGCUUCUCAGUUUGUUUUAGGCCACCAGAUUCCCCUGCCCCUGUGGCUUUCACUAGCUCCUGUUGUUAUUGGUGUUUCAAUGGCCUCACUGACUGAACUUUCUUUCAAUUGGACUGGUUUCGUUAGUGCAAUGAUUUCAAACAUUGCAUUUACUUAUAGAAGCAUAUAUUCAAAGAAAGCAAUGACGGGGAUGGAUAGCACAAAUGUUUAUGCUUAUAUCUCAAUAAUCGCUCUCUUCGUCUGCCUCCCACCAGCGAUAUUUAUUGAGGGACCUCGGCUGAUGCAACAUGGUUUCAGAGAUGCCAUUGCCCAAGUUGGUCUAGUCAAAUUCUUGUCUGACUUAUUCUGGAUCGGAAUGUUUUAUCAUCUCUACAAUCAGCUUGCAACUAAUACCUUGGAACGGGUUGCACCCCUUACACAUGCAGUCGGAAAUGUAUUGAAGAGAGUUUUCGUUAUCGGCUUCUCUAUUGUGGUAUUUGGCAAUAAGAUCUCCACACAAACUGGGAUUGGUACUGCAAUAGCCAUUGCAGGAGUCGCCAUCUAUUCCCUUAUCAAGGCAAACAUGGAAGAACAGAAAAGAAAGGCUGCUUUAAGUCCUGCAUCCUAAGGAAGCUGGAGAUGGACUGCAAAGCCCUGUCCACUAACGUAUAGAUAACAAAGACAACUGAAGAUUGGAAAUUUUUGCCUAGUUUAUGCUCAUAAAACUUUUUGAAGAGGGAUGCUUUGACAACCAAACUAAGGAAUGAGAAAAAGAAUAAAAGAACCCCAACUUCCCGGAUUGGCUUUAUUGGACAAUGAUCUUACCACAUUGGAACAAUAAUAUUUCAAAUGAGAAAUACCAUUGAUUUUUUCCUAAGGGAAUGCUUGUUUUGUUUUUUUGUUGGCAAUGCCAAUGCUACUAACUAUAACGAAGAGUAUCAAGUUUCAGUUAGUUGAA
Theobroma umbraticum is the source of this 2067-nucleotide messenger RNA. Its product is annotated as triose phosphate/phosphate translocator, chloroplastic-like. The record is from RefSeq and is a predicted model, not a curated record. Gene Ontology annotation, cellular component: membrane. NCBI's taxonomy places the organism in Eukaryota, Viridiplantae, Streptophyta, Magnoliopsida, Malvales, Malvaceae. Gene Ontology annotation, molecular function: transmembrane transporter activity. Gene Ontology annotation, biological process: transmembrane transport.